Molecule: messenger RNA, 270 nt
Organism: Ostertagia ostertagi
Lineage: Eukaryota; Metazoa; Nematoda; Chromadorea; Rhabditida; Trichostrongylidae
Source: the annotation of a GenBank genome assembly
AUGGUUCAUUUGCUAAUUAUUCUCAGUGUCAUCGCGACCUCGCUGGCCUGCGCUCCGAAUUCCGGGACAGCUGGCGCUGGAGGAGGGGCAGCUGGCACUGCAGGAGCCGGUGCCGGUGGCACUGGAGGAGCCGGUGCCGGUGGCACUGGAGGAGCCGGUGCCGGUGGCACUGGAGGAGGGGCAGCUGGCACUGCAGGAACUGGUAGUGGGCGAAAACGCGAAGUCGAGCAUGCACACCGACCAGUCCACCUGACCAGGUAUACACCAUAG